Molecule: messenger RNA, 849 nt
Organism: Meyerozyma guilliermondii ATCC 6260
Lineage: Eukaryota; Fungi; Ascomycota; Pichiomycetes; Serinales; Debaryomycetaceae
Product: mitochondrial 37S ribosomal protein uS10m
Exons: 1
Coding region: 1-849 (282 amino acids)
Biological process (GO): translation
Cellular component (GO): small ribosomal subunit; ribosome; mitochondrion
Molecular function (GO): structural constituent of ribosome
Source: RefSeq, a predicted model, not a curated record
AUGAGAAAACAAUCGCAUCGAAGCCAUCGCGGCCUUGUGGGAUCUAGGUGUGUGGGUGUGUUGAUAAUUUUGGUUCGCGGUGAGAAAAAAAGUGUUAACCAACCAAAGUUGUCCAGAAUGUUCAGGGCUUCAGUUCGGACCUUCGGGAGUGCUUCGAGGAUAUGGAAGAACGCCAAGCAGUCCCCAGAAGAAUUUUUGGCUUCCAGAAAAGGCAAAGGUGUUCUGAAUGCCGAAUUUCUCAAAUCGUUAUCCGCCAAACCGUUCGAAUAUAAACCACAAUAUUUGUCUGAGGACAAAGUGGACCCUUCUACGAAGCGGCCUAUACCCCUCAAUGUUGAACUUUUGCAAUAUAUACCUCUUCAGGUUCCCAAAACACACGGACACAAAGUUGCCGAAAUUCAAUUUCGAGGCUAUAACGAAGAGAAUCUUGAUAUGGCAGGAGAGUUUGCCGCUCGUGCUGGAUUUUAUUUGGGAAUUCCUUGCUCGAAAGUGCAAGUUUUGAAGACGGAGAAACGUCUUUAUACUGUUAUCAAGUCACCAUUUGCUCAGGCCAAGUCGAAAGAGAACUUUAAAAGAACCACUUUUAACCGUAAAAUCGAAGCAUUUGAUGCCAACCCAGAGGUGGUGGACUUGUGGCUUUCGUACAUCAACAAGCAUGCGUUGUCAGACGUCAAGUACAAUGUUCAUAUAUACACCAGAGAAACGGUUGAUUUCAGCCGCGAACUCGAUGCAAUCACUGGUGGAGAUUUGCAACUUCCAAAGGCAUACGACGGUGCAGACGACCCAAUUGGAAAGAAGGUGGAGGAGUUGUUGAAGUCGGAUACGUUCAAAGAGCACUUUAAACUGUAA